Necator americanus (New World hookworm) is the source of this 1098-nucleotide messenger RNA. RefSeq lists its product as uncharacterized. Gene Ontology annotation, molecular function: serine-type endopeptidase activity. Gene Ontology annotation, biological process: proteolysis. The coding region runs from base 1 to 1098 and encodes 365 amino acids. Lineage: Eukaryota; Metazoa; Nematoda; Chromadorea; Rhabditida; Ancylostomatidae. The transcript has 11 exons. The record is from RefSeq and is a predicted model, not a curated record.
AUGAGUCAUCGGCGUCGGAAUGUUUCGCUAAUAUUCCGUGCCUUGCUAGUCAUUGCUACAUUCUCGCAUGGAAUUGGAACAUUUAUCCCCUAUUUUAUUGGACCAAGAUUCAGAGAUGCAUCUUUUGUUACUGAUGAGAUGAACGACGAACUAUCAGAAAUAUGCGGACGAUCGAGAAAAUCCAACGAACGAGGGUAUCCAUGGGCUGUUUCAAUUAUGCUUAAGAACGGUGUAAAUCGACUAGGAGGUUCGAUCAUUUCGCCUUACCACAUUCUCACUGUUGCUCAUGGAUUUAUGUCAUUUCAUGGCGGUGACGAAACACCUUGUAUGAUGACUAUAUAUCGCUCUCUGGAAGAAAUUCGAUCGCGGAAGGUAGCCUACGGUGGAAAGUGCAUCCGUGGAACAAGUGACUUCUUGCCAAACCACCCACGUUGCGUCAAACCAGAUGUCACAUUCAACAAGAUAAGGAGUGUCCUGAUCGACGAAACCUUCGUGAUGGAUGGAUGUCAUCGUGGACAUGACUGGGCCAUAAUUGAAUUAGAGUAUAGAAUCGAGUUCUCGGAGAGGAUAGUGCCUAUAUGCUUGCCACCUUUGCGUCCUUCGAUUGACAAAGUGCUGACAAUUGCCGGAUGGGGGAGAAGCUACAUUUUCAAUGAAAGCGGUCCUAUGAUACACGAGAUUCCUAUGAUCAUAGAUUCAAAAUGUGGAAGACCAGUGACGGACAAGCUUCCCUAUGAUGCACCAGAUUAUCUUUGUGCAACGUCGUUGAACACCAAUGACUACUUCGCUCCAAGGACAUGUCACGGCGAUAGCGGGGCAGGAAUGGAACAAAUCGACGAACGUGGACGAAGUAUUUUAAUAGCUUUGACGUCGUUUGGAACAAAAGGAUGUCCUUCAAAUGAAUUAGCAAGAUUUACACGAGUAAGUCACUACCUCCAACCGAUCUGCACCUUCACAGGCAUAUGCGAUAAUCCAGUGCAGUAUGCUGAAGCGAAUAAGUAUCAUGAAGGAGUAACAGCAGAAAUAAAGCAGAGUGUGAAAUGGGCUAAUAGAAUGCUGCGAGCCUUGAUCUGCGAGAACGCUUUGAAUGAGGAAUAA